GGUGGGGGUGAGGCGGCUUUUCUCCGCCGGGCUGCCCGCUAGCCGCCCCCACUCGUAGGCGGGAAAGGGCCCCCUGGGUUAUGCUUCCCAGGCACCUGGUUUAUAAAUGGCUGAUAACGGCGGUUUUGCAUCUUGUGUUUGGGGUUAAAUCUGUGGAGUGUUGGAGAGCUCUGUCCGCAGGUGUGCGGGGGGAGUGUGAAGCUUCCAGCACGUUCCACAAGCUUAGCUUGAUGGCCAGUCACAGUUUUAAUGCAGAGAGAGGAUACUUGGGAAACCAAGGAUUGUUAAUGUGUGGGAAAUGGGAGGAUUGCGUUGAAUUGCCUGGUGGAGAUGCAAGUUCUAAUAUUGAUGGAUAAAAAGAGAGGGCAUGAUCAGCAAAGGGAUUUUACUCCAGGCUAUGGCCUGAGUAAAGGCCUGUAGAGAGUUGUGUUUGUGCACCACUGGAAACCGUUUGGGCUGAACUAGUGGUGAAGGAUGUGAAAGCAGACAUGGAGCAAGUGAAACAAGGAGGAAUAAUCAUCCUACUGAAUGUGGGGUUGGAAAGCUAAUACUACCCAGGGGGACACAAGCACAAAUCCAUAUGGAGGAUGAAUCUCCUCCUUCUCAAGGAGUCAGUGUCAAGGUCUUGGAAGCAACAUUAUUGUCAGCCCUGAAGAUGUUGGAUGUUGGGAAAUGGCCAAUUUUUUCUCUCUGUUCCCAAGAAGAGCUCAAAUUAAUUCGUCAAGCCUGUGUAUUUGGCAGUGCUGGUAAUGAAGUGUUGUAUGCAACUGAAAAUGACGAGGUUUUUGUGCUUGGCAUGAACUGCAGUGGGUGUUUGGGAACAGGUGACAUGCAGAGCACGAUUGAACCAAGGAGGUUAGAUUCUCUAUGUGGCAAAAAGAUAGCCUGUCUGAGUUAUGGAAGUGGCCCUCAUGUUGUUCUUGCUACAGAAGAAGGAGAAGUGUAUACAUGGGGUCAUAAUGCUUAUAGUCAGUUGGGCAAUGGUACAACAAAUCAUGGUUUCAUUCCCUGUCAAGUCUCUACUAACUUGGUGAACAAGAAAGUCAUUGAAGUUGCCUGUGGCUCUCAUCAUUCUAUGGUGUUAACAUCUGAUGGAGAGGUAUACACGUGGGGUUAUAAUAACUCAGGCCAAGUUGGAUCUGGUUCAACAGCCAAUCAGCCAAUUCCUCGAAGAGUUACCAGCUGCCUACAAAAUAAAAUAGUAGUUAAUAUAGCUUGUGGACAGAUGUGCUCUAUGGCUGUGGUGGAAAAUGGAGAGGUCUAUGUGUGGGGUUACAACGGUAACGGCCAGCUUGGACUGGGCAGCAGUGGCAAUCAGCCAACACCAUGCCGAAUCGCAGCUUUGCAAGGCAUUCGUGUACAGCGGGUUGCCUGUGGCUAUGCACAUACAUUAGUGCUAACAGAUGAAGGUCAGAUUUAUGCCUGGGGAGCCAAUUCAUAUGGCCAGUUAGGUACUGGGAAUAAAAGUAACCAGUCUUACCCUACAACAGUUAUUGUGGAUAAGGACAGAGUUAUAGAGAUUGCAGCCUGCCACUCUGCUCACACGUCAGCUGCCAAGACCCAGAGCGGCCAGGUGUACAUGUGGGGCCAAUGCCGUGGGCAGUCAGUGAUCCUUCCCCACCUCACUCACUUUGCCUGCACUGAUGACGUGUUUGCUUGCUUUGCUACCCCUGCUGUUAUGUGGCGUCUUCUGUCAGUAGAGCCUGAUGACCAUCUAACAGUAGCCCAGUCACUAAAGAAAGAAUUUGACAACCCUGAAACAGCAGACCUGAAGUUUCUAGUGGAUGGAAAAUACAUUCAUGUUCAUAAAGUUCUUCUCAAAAUUAGGUGUGAACAUUUUCGUUCCAUACUGAACAACGAUGACGAAAUUAUAGAAAUGAGUGAAUUUUCUUACCCUGUUUACCGAGCCUUCCUGGAAUACCUGUAUACAGACAACAUUAGGCUCCCUCCUGAAGAUGCGAUAGGACUGCUAGAUUUGGCGACACUGUAUAGAGAAAACAGAUUGAAGAAGCUUUGCCAGCAAACGAUCAAACAAGGCAUUUGUGAAGAGAAUGCCAUUGCUCUUCUUUCCGCCGCUGUCAAGUAUGAAGCUCAGGACUUGGAAGAAUUUUGCUUCAGAUUUUGCAUAAACCAUUUAACUGUUGUUACACAAACUCAAGGCUUUGCAGAAAUGGACCACGACCUCCUGAAAAACUUCAUUAGCAAAGCAAGCAGAGUGGGAGCAUUCCGAAACUGAGGUCUGACUACCACCGAGCUGAAGAGCAUGUCCUCUUCCCUCCUGGAAAUACUUCUCCUUUGGAGAACUUAUCCAUGGUCAGAAUGUGCAACGGUUUGGAAAGAAAGACUGAGUGUCCAUCAGCUUAGGAAAUGUGUGAAAGUCCGCUAACAUGUAGGUUUUGUGAAGAUGGCUACAGCGUAGAUGUACGGUGAGAGUUCAUUGCCAGCAGUCAGAAUUUAACAACAAAAAUCUAGUGCGGUAACUACCCUUUCCCACUUAAAGUCAAGCAAACUAAGCUACUGUUAUCUCGUCUCUCUGUUCUGAGUUUUUUAUCUUUUUUAAAAAACAACCUGCAUUUGGAUUUUAUGGGACAGUAACCUGUUUGCUGCUAAACUUUCAUGGUAUACUUCUACCACCAAACUAAGUUAAUAUGCCAUAGUGGGCUUCUUUUUGCCCAGUUUAUCAUCCAGUGGAGAUACAAACUUGUUUUUCUGAAUGUAUGAUAAAGUAGUAUAAAUUCUUUAGGACAAGAGGCUUUCUGGUUGGUAGGAGGAUAUGUCUCACUUGGUGUUUAUUUGGAGUGUAAAUACGUAAGCCAUGAAGAACUUGAGCUGGAUAUUAGUUUUGAGUUCCUGGCACUUAUGUCCAUUGUUCUAGACAGAAUGAAAAGAAUCUUUCUUUUCCAUUACACCAAGUACAUUCCCUGGCAUCCCAGCGGGCCAGGAAGCAUUCACAGUAUUUGGCUGGGUGAGAAUUAUUGUGCUGUGUGUUUUGGUACUGAGAAAACAUCUGGUUUCUUGUUACCAAGAAAAAGAAACCCAAACAAAAUCUAAAGGAAAGGGAGGUUCCACCUGAGGUUUGUUUAUUCCUGUCUUACUAUCUAUCUGCAGAUAGAUCAUCUUAAGAGAAAUAGUGAAAAAGAUGUUUUUGAAGUGAUAAAAUGGGUCUUACAGUUAAAUCCUAGGAGCAAAACUCAUAUUAUUUUCCAUGUGGCAAUAAGGAUACCUUGUCCAAAUACAUUGUUUAAGGUUCUCCUUUGGUCAGUGCCGUGAGGUAACCACACCCCUUACCUUACAUGCCUGUUUUAGGUGAGAGGAGUUGCUCCCUGGAGACGCCUCUCUCAUCACUGAUCAUCGAGGGGACCGGAUGGCUGUGAUAGAGUAGAUGCUUACUUUCUCUUGAAGCAUUUACUUGAAUUUUCUAAUAGGCAACUAUGAAUUAACCCUGAGAAAUUAUUUAUCUUAAAAUUUUAAUUGGGUGAAGUGGCUUUAAGUGCCUUUUGUAGUAUUUUACAAAUGGAGAAGGCAAGAGGCUGGAUGACCAGGCUCAGUACACUAACAUAAUGAGUCACGCGACCUUCCUUCAGAGCCUUGCUGUGCCACAGCAUCCUGCGAUGGCUUCUUCUGAUCCUCAAAUGUGGUUUCUAAGAACCUAAUUCCCUCACAUGAUUGCAGCCUCAUUUUCUCAUUUCUAAAGUAGAAAUAACUGUUCUUUAUUAUAUUGGAGGAUCAUUUCUCAAACAGUCCUAUUCCUUGAGGAGAAGGAAAGGAGGAAGAAAAGGAAAAGCACGUCCUCAGAAAAGAUGAUGAGAAGCAGUGAGUAGCGCCUCAUUUCACAGCAGUCCCUGUGGGUGUGAGCAGAAGGGUGAGGCACACAGACAGCAGAAUUUACUUACGAAGCGGGACGUAAGCAAAUUAUUUUGGAAAAAUGCUGUGGUAAAAAAUUACUUGUGUUUGAGGCAUUUGCCUCAGACUCUCACUAGAAAUAGAUUGGAUCAUCUACUGCUAACAGGUGUCUUUAGCCACCCCUUCAGUGGUUAGUACAACUUCCUCGAGCAGCGUUAAGUCCACACUUCAGCAGCUUUGUCAGUACUUUUGUACUCAAACAGACCUGGUCAAAAAACCUUUCCAGUGCAUAAUGCAGUUUCAUCAAAACCACAACUUCCCUGGGGCAGGGGGUGACAGCAGUUUUGGUAAGUUUGUGUUGAAAAGCACUUGACUCAGGCACACAGACAGUUAAUGCAGCCAGGUAUUGUGGUAGGGCACACGGUUACUGCAGACCUCAUGCUACAGCCCAGCGCUAAGCGUGCCAAUGCAUAGCCGCAAUGCCAUUCCACGUAAGCCAAGGCUGGAUAAGUCUAGAUGUUCUGGUUAAGCCGGGCAUGGCUGGAGUGACGUCUGCUCCUUUCAGACCUGGGCUCAAGAUCGCCAGAUUCACCUGCCAGCAUUUCCUUAGCUGUAGCAGCACGCAGCAGGAGGGUGUACCGCCACAGGCCAGCUUUUUGGGUAGCACCUUGUACUGGAUCGCAGCUGACACGCGCGGCAUUGCGCUGGCACGCAGUCAGCCUCACUAGGCAAUGGAACCAGCUGGGCACCCGCGCCGCUUGCAGUGGCCUUUCGGUCACUCUGGCCUUCCCAAGAAAUGCACUGUCAAGGGCCUCUCCAAAUAUUUUUGUUGUUUUACUUUUAAAAAAAUACUCAAAACUGCAACUAUCACUGGUGCGUGAUAGCACUCUCCUAAGCUGGCUCAAGUUCAUAAUGCAGCAGUUCAACAACUACUGGAGUCAGACUGGCAUGCUUUCUUAGCAAGGCAUUUUUCGUUUAAUAUAACCAAUAGCACCCUUUUUUUUCCUGAUUUAUUUCCUUUCUGCUCAUAAUUUCCAACAUACUGUGCACAUCAAAGCCUAGUUGCAAUGUCACAGUAAUUGACAAAGCCUGUAAUUUUGAGAAAAAGCAUCUCUGGACUGAAUGAGGGUGAUUCUAAAGAUCCAGUGUGUCAGUGUGGGCUUGUGUCCAGGCGGUAUGGAUGGGCUAGCAUUACAUUCAUAGAGACAUUUAUUUAUUGAUUUUUUAAAAAAUCUUUCAUUUGCAUGCACUUUCCUUGGCACUUAAAGGUCAAUGUUUAAAAAAACAUACUGGCUUAGGUGGUUAAAUGUUGAUGCAUGUCUAGAAACAUGUGCUUGAAACCCAAUCAUGGGACAGUAUAGAAGAAAUUAGGGAGGCAUUUUUAUCAUUGUGAGACGGUCUGCAACAAACUUAGGCUUGUGGAUCUUGCAGGUUAAAUGCUUUAUGACAUACUUAAGUAUAUAAGUAUCAUUCUGGUUUAGGGCACCACAGACGAAAAAGGUAUUUGCUAAAAGGUGAAGAUAAACUGGAUCUGGGGUUUAAAUCACAAGGGGUAUCCGACUUCGCAGAAAGGGAACCAACCAGGUGGAUAACUUUCUGAAUCAAAAUGAAAGAAAAAAAAAAUGACAGGGAAGGUCAUUUAAAGGCUCUCUUAAGUUACUGCAGCUGAGAGCCAGCACUGCAUUGUCAUCUAGUACCCACCUCUAGCGUUUUAUUACAAUGCCUGAUAACUAUGUAAAUUGCUGUUUUUAUAUGAUCUGGAUCAUUUCCAUGGGCUUUCCUUGUAAAGCAAAGUAUUUCAUUACCCUGUAGACAGGGCUCAUUGGCUACCGCCUAAUGAUGCAGAAAGGUUGUAGUCUGAACAUAAAAUUAUGUUUUGAUUUCUUGUCUUGAUCAACUUGCCUGGUUUUAACAAGGCCAUUAAUAAAAUUGCCAUAAUAUUUAAAAACUA
Molecule: messenger RNA, 5794 nt
Organism: Phalacrocorax carbo (great cormorant)
Lineage: Eukaryota; Metazoa; Chordata; Aves; Suliformes; Phalacrocoracidae
Source: RefSeq, a predicted model, not a curated record